Meyerozyma guilliermondii ATCC 6260 is the source of this 1440-nucleotide messenger RNA. RefSeq names its product zuotin (gene ZUO1). The transcript has a single exon. Lineage: Eukaryota; Fungi; Ascomycota; Pichiomycetes; Serinales; Debaryomycetaceae. The coding region runs from base 1 to 1440 and encodes 479 amino acids. Gene Ontology annotation, biological process: 'de novo' cotranslational protein folding; regulation of translational fidelity. The record is from RefSeq and is a predicted model, not a curated record. Gene Ontology annotation, molecular function: ribosome binding; Hsp70 protein binding. Gene Ontology annotation, cellular component: cytosol.
AUGAAUGCAAUCGAACGUGUUUUCUCCAGUUGUCGUUUGCUACUCUUAUUACUAUAUGUGUAUUUUUUCCAAGUUUUGUCUUCUCCAUUUCAGUCCCAUUCCUGUAUGGCCUUAGUAGUCUCACAAAAUUUUCGACUCGAAUCUCAUCUCAUUAUGACUGCCACUCUCCCCCAAUUACCCAGCGGUAUUGACAGCUUCAAGGUCGUAAGCAAGUACUCCGAGCCCGUAAGAAGGCCCGUGGAGCCUGUAGGCCGUUAUUUCUUGGCCCAUGCUUCCAGAAUCAUGAGAGGACACACCUGGUCCGAAUACGAAAAAUUGGAAGCGGAAAGAAACGUCAAACAAGUCGAGCUGGACAACGACGACGACAUUGGUGACGAAGAACAAGACGAAGAAUUGUUGGAGCACGAUCCAAGAGAAUGGAAAACCGCCGACUUGUAUGCGGUUUUGGGAUUAUCAAAGUUGAGAUACAGAGCCACCGAAGAUCAAGUUAGAAGGGCCCACAGAAAGCUGGUGCUUAAGCACCAUCCCGAUAAGAAGUCUGCCAGUGGCGGAUUGGACCAGGACGGUUUCUUCAAGAUUAUUCAAAAGGCUUUCGAAGUGAUGAUGGAUCCAGUUAAGAGACGUCAAUAUGACUCGGUAGACACCAACGCUGAUGUGGUUCCUCCUCCUGCCAAAUCCAAGUACGACUUCUUUGAGGCAUGGGGACCUGUCUUUGCUAGUGAAGCUAGAUUUUCAAAGAAACAACCCGUUCCUUUGUUGGGCACGUUAGAGUCGAGCAAGGAAGAAGUGGAUGCUUUCUACGCAUUCUGGGGUAAGUUUGACUCGUGGAAAACCUUCGAGUUCAAGGACGAGGAUGUUCCCGAUGACACUGCCAACAGAGACCACAAGCGUUAUAUCGAGAGAAAGAACGUUUCCAACAGAAAGAAGUUGAAGCAAGAAGACAACAAGAGAAUCAUUGAUUUGGUGGAGAGAGCUUAUAGUGAGGAUCCAAGAAUCAAGUUGUUUAAGGAUGCUGCCAAAAAGGAGAAGGAAAGAAAGAAAUGGGAGCGUGAAGCUGGCUCCAGAAAGGCCGCCGAGGAGGCUGCUGCCAAGAAGGCCGCUGAAGAAGAAGCCGCCAAAAAAGCUGCUGAAGAAGCUGCUUCCAGCAAGGUCAAUGCUAAGAAAGCUAAGGAGGCUGCUAAGGCUGCCAAGAAGAAGAACAAGAGAGCCAUCAGAGGUUCAGCCAAGGAAGCCGACUACUUUGGAGAUGCAGGUAAAAGCGCUGAUAUCGAGGCCGAUAUUGACACCAUCAUAGAGAAGUUGGACGACGUUCAAUUGGGUUCAGUAGCAGGCAAAGUUAACGGUGCCAAUGCUGAUUCCGUUAAACAAGUGAUUUCAGAAACUGCUUCUGAAUUGAUUGGAGCCGGCAAGCUUGAAAAAUCGUACUUGAAGUACUUCUAA